Molecule: messenger RNA, 1356 nt
Organism: Pseudocercospora fijiensis CIRAD86
Lineage: Eukaryota; Fungi; Ascomycota; Dothideomycetes; Mycosphaerellales; Mycosphaerellaceae
Exons: 14
Coding region: 1-1356 (451 amino acids)
Source: RefSeq, a predicted model, not a curated record
AUGACAGCAUCGCAUCGCCUACUCCAUCAAUUGUUGUUCUCUCCUGACGUUUCUCUGACGGCACAGUAUCACCAUCGCGGUUUGGUCAGCAAUAGAAGAUGGAGCACAGGCAGUCGAGCCAAUAAGUUCGAAGGGUCUACUGGCGCUUGGAAUAGCUACAGCACAUGUCGUGUAUUGGAAAUACAGGUGCUUCCGACCAACAAUGAUCUCAGAGCUCCACUUUGGACGGUGUCCACUGACGGGAGUUCGGUUGACACUGUCACACCAGCAACCGCUUGCGGACAGCAUUGUACCUUGCUCCCACACAACUGCGCGCCACAGCAUUUGCCACGUCAGCUUCCCGUGUCGUCAUUGCUCACCAGUCAAGCAAAUAUUGAGAGCAGUGCAGGUCCAUCGUGGACUAAUGGGGAGCUUGAUGGAGAGAUGGAAUGUCAACAGAGAUGGCAUGACAUCCUUCUGGUCCGUCAAGUCUUGGGCACGACUGAAAGCCCUUUCCGCCAGGCCCUUGAAUAUCUGGACUGGACAAUGAGCGAGGACGCUCGGCGCCCUCUUUUCGACAUUUUCCAACCAAUGUUUCCAUUCACGCAGGACAUCCCAACGAAAACAAUGCCUCCCAUGCCACAGGCUCACGAUGAGCAGGUCGACGCUGGGCUAGACAGGGGGCCAGAUUGCGCGACCAAGCACUGUCUAGCAAUGGCUCGCCGUUCUUUGCUCGGUCAGUGUAGCCAAGGAUUGCACGCAGAACUCCUCGACUGGGCUCCUCACAGCGCUGACGCCAAACCCCCCUCGAUGUUCGCAGUGCAGGGCCGCAGCGGAGCUCCAUCGGAACAUCGAAGAUGUUGUGGAGGUCGUCCGGCGUGCGCUGAAGAUGAACGCAUCAAUCCACAUACAAUCUGGAUGUCGUUCUCCUGGCAACUGUCUCUCGGUGACGUUUCUACCUGCACUUUGUACCUGGUAGGUGAUCGUCGCGAUGACGGUGGCCUAUGUCACGGCACUUCUGACUUCAGGCCCUCUUCCCUUCUACCGAGAUCUCCCAACGUUCGAAGUGGUAUGUACUGGGUGUGGGAGACGAUGAGCAGAUAUACUGGAAAUCCAUCGACUUAUCUCCCACACAGGAGCAUUGCCCGUCAAACCUCGUCAGCAUUUUCAACUCAUUGUGGUGACCUCUGUGCAAGCCCUACAGCUUGUUUCGACAACUUUGGUAUCAUCGCUGCAGCCGCAAUUUUCGGCUGCAACUGCCAAGGAAAGGGCUCCGCAGAGUGGAUAAUCGAGCGAGGACAAUGGAACCCGACCACCGCCGAGACUUCACCUGCAAAAGCUCGACAACAUGAGCAACACCGCCGCCAUAACACCUAG